AUGGAGUCCCUCUUGCGCCAGUCUCGGGCUAUGUGCCCCUUCUUGAAGAAGACUUCUCCUGCGACCCUGAGGUCUCUUUCGACCUCCACAGCCCACAAUGCUUCUCCGGGCGGUGGAAGCAUGUCCAAUCUGCAGCUUCUCGGCCGCCGUUGUCCUAUAAUGGGCAAGGCGCUCGCUGUACAAAGCGCCAAGAACACGAAUGCUCUGCUCGCUGGGACUUACGGUGGCAUGCGAGCCUACCACUCCAAGGUCGGCCGUGCCAAAUUGCACACCAGCUCUCCAAAGGAAGCGCAGGCUGUCGAUAUCCGUGUGGCGAGGCAUGAUAAAGUGCCUUAUCCGCAAUCCGUCAAGUCUGCUGCGGUGCAGCAGACCACGCAGCAAUCCGGACCUCCACCGAGCCCGCAACCUGUCAAAUUCGACUAUGAGCGAUUCUACCAGACUGAAUUGGACAAGAAGCACAAGGACAAGUCCUACCGCUACUUCAACAACAUCAACCGUCUUGCGCAAGAGUUUCCACGCGCUCACAUGGCAGACAAAGACGCAAGAGUGACGGUGUGGUGCUCAAACGACUAUCUAGGCAUGGGACGCAACCCACAAGUCUUGAAGAAGAUGCAUGAGACAUUGGACAAGUAUGGUUCUGGUGCUGGGGGUACCCGAAACAUUUCAGGUCAUAAUCAGCACGCUAUGAGCCUUGAAAAGACUGUUGCAGACCUACAUGCAAAGGAAGCCGCCUUGGUAUUUUCAUCGUGCUAUGUUGCAAACGAUGCCACGCUGGCGACGCUCGGCAGCAAAUUCCCAGACUGCGUUAUCCUUUCCGACUCGCUGAACCACGCGUCCAUGAUUCAAGGCAUUCGCCACUCUGGCGCCAAGAAGUUGGUGUUUAGGCAUAAUGAUGUUGAAGAUUUGGAGGCCAAACUGGCUUCACUUCCUCCAGAUGUUCCUAAGAUCAUUGCUUUUGAAAGUGUUUACAGCAUGUGUGGUUCUGUCGGGCCGAUCGAGGAGAUCUGUGACCUAGCAGAGAAGUAUGGUGCCAUAACCUUUUUGGACGAGGUUCACGCCGUUGGUAUGUAUGGAGCAAAGGGGGCUGGUGUCGCAGAACAUUUGGAUUUCGAGGCGCACGCUGCUGGAAAGCCAAAGGGCACCGUCAUGGACCGUAUCGAUAUUAUCACAGGAACCCUCGGAAAAGCAUACGGCUGCGUCGGCGGCUACAUCGCUGGCUCUGCCAGAAUGGUCGACGCUGUUCGGUCCCUCGCACCUGGCUUCAUUUUUACCACUUCGCUUCCUCCGGCGACCAUGGCUGGAGCCCAAGCUGCAAUUGAGUAUCAAAUGAACUACCAAGGAGACCGACGUCUGCAACAGUUACAUACACGUGCAGUUAAGGAUGCUUUUGAGGCCAAGGACAUCCCUGUCAUUCCAAACCCAAGCCACAUCGUUCCACUUCUAGUCGGUAAUGCUGAGGUCGCUAAGCAAGCCAGCGAUAUGCUACUCGAGGAACAUGGUAUUUACGUCCAAGCGAUCAACUACCCAACCGUUCCCGUCGGCCAGGAGCGACUCCGCAUCACUCCCACUCCUGGCCACAUCCGCGAAUACCGAAAUGAAUUAGUUGAUGCUGUCGAGGCAGUUUGGGACAAAUUGGGCAUCAAGCGUACCAGCGAUUGGGCAAAGGAAGGAGGCUUCAUCGGCGUAGGAGAAGCCGAGAAGGUGGUUCCAGAGCCUCUCUGGACUGACGAGCAGCUCGGUAUUGACAAGGUUCUGAAGGAGAUGAGUGCCGGUGGCGCUGUCGGCGUUCUCGAGACUGUUCUUGAGAAUGAGCGUGUUGAAGCUGCGAAGCUUGUUUCAGCUGCUGCUUAA
Molecule: messenger RNA, 1851 nt
Organism: Pseudovirgaria hyperparasitica
Lineage: Eukaryota; Fungi; Ascomycota; Dothideomycetes; Acrospermales; Acrospermaceae
Product: 5-aminolevulinate synthase mitochondrial precursor
Exons: 2
Coding region: 1-1851 (616 amino acids)
Biological process (GO): heme biosynthetic process
Cellular component (GO): mitochondrion
Molecular function (GO): 5-aminolevulinate synthase activity; pyridoxal phosphate binding
Source: RefSeq, a predicted model, not a curated record